AUGGCAAACAGACUGCUGCUGCUUUGGACCUGGCUGGCACUCCUAUGCGGGUAUUGUGGAGCAAGUUCCCAUGGGAAGGAAUUUGUCACAGCCUUCCUGCAGAAUUAUUUGGCAAACCAACCCAAUCCCAAGUUUGAGCUGCUUAUCACUGGAUAUCAUCCUGCAACCACUGUCACAGUCACAGUAAACAAGUCUACAUUCCAGAAAACAGUUUCUGUCAAUGAGAAAGAGACAGUGUCAAUUGUUAUCCCAACCUCCUUGGAGAUGAUGGGAUCCAACAUCUUUGAUGGGACUGUGCAGAUCCAAGCUGACAAAGAUGUCUUAGUCUUUUCCCAUAAUUAUAAGACUUGUUCAAGUGGUGCCACAGUUGUGUACCCGGUUCAGCAGCUGGGUACAUUGUAUUAUGUGGUAACCCCAGUGGGGGAUCAGUCAAACACUUUCAAGGAAUUUGUAGUUGUAGCCUAUAAAUUUCCCACUCAAGUUACCAUUCACUUGAAAGGGGCGGUGGUAUUCAAAGGGCAGGUUUAUGCUGCAGGGAGGAAGCUUGUUGCUGACCUCAAAGCCUUCCAAGCAAUCCAGCUGCAAAGCUCCGUUGAUUUAUCUGGUACUAAGGUGGAAUCAGGUGCACCCGUGGCUGUUUUGAGUGGACACAGCUGUGCUCUGAAAUUCUCAUUUUGCGACCAUGUUGUUGAACAGCUCUUGCCUGUUUCUAGCUGGGGCACCACCUUCAUAGUUCCCUCACUAUCCUUCCAAACUAGAUUUGAUAUUGUGUAUGUAGUCGCCUCCCAAAAUUCUUUGAUCAAAUACCAAUCUGGGCCCACUCAAAUCUCCCGUCGUGCAGUGGCUGGGCAAGUCAUCCAGUUUGAAACGAAGCCUUCUCAGCCACUUUACUUCACUGCCGAUGCAGGGAUCCAAGUCCUUUUCUUUUUCACUGGUAACAAUAAGCAGUACGACCCAUUCCUCAUCAAUGUCCCAGCCUUAACAAGCUACUGCACAUCAUAUCACAUUGAUGGGAUAAGGGAGUUUGAUAAUUUUGCUGUCAUCAUAGCUAAAUCUGUAGAUUCCAGUGGGGUCAUGUUAGAGAAGAACGACAUUGCAAACACCCAGUGGAGACCAGUCCCUGGGACAGAAUAUUCUUUUGCUGAAGUCAGUUUGGGAAAAGAAGCGAGUGCCCUCUCUGUAGAACAUCCCAGCACUCCUUUUGGGCUCUUCAUCCUUGGAGGUGCACACCAGAAUGGCUAUGGCUCUGUGGCCCUUUGCUCUUGCAAAACACCAGUAUCUCCCUGCAGCUUGAUCCAGUGCAGGAAGAAGGAAAAAUGUGAGAUCAUAGAAGGCCGCCCGGUGUGUGUGGCAGAGUCUGAAUCCACCUGCAGAGCACAGGGAGAUCCUCAUUAUCUCACCUUCGACGGAAGGAAAUUUGACUUCAUGGGGACCUGUACCUACACUUUUGCCAAGACUUGCAGCCUGGAUGAGAUGCUUCCUUCAUUCAGUGUUGAGACCAAGAACGAGAACAGGGGAAAUACUCGUGUUUCGUAUGUCGGCUCUGUGACCGUCACAGUCUAUAACAUCACCAUAAAAGUGGUCAGAAAUGAGAAUGGAUUUGUGAGGGUGAACAACCAACGGUUCCAGCUGCCCAUCUCCCUGAAUGAAGGGAAACUCCGUUUCUAUCAGAGUGGGAGCUCUGUUUUCAUUGAGGCCGAUUUCUCACUGAGGGUGUCCUAUGACUGGAAUAGCUUCUUAGCAGUGAAGAUCUCAAGCAGCUUUUCAGAAAGUGUGUGUGGCCUUUGUGGCAACUACAAUGGAGACCCUGCUGAUGACUUCAGCACCCCUGAAGGGUCAUUGGCUCCCAGCCCUGUGGAGUUUGGGAAGAGCUGGAAAGUGGAGGAUGGGGACAGGUUCUGUUGGGAUGACUGCCACGGGGAAUGCAAAAGCUGCUCACCACAGCUGAUUGAGCAGUAUAAAGCUGAGCCAUUCUGUGGCUGGAUCAGUAAAGGAGGGGAUGGCCCAUUCAGCAAGUGCCAUUCAGUAACUGACCCAAACCCCUUCCUGGAGAAUUGUGUCUAUGACCUCUGCAUGAACGAUGGCCUGAAGGAUCUGCUGUGUGAGGCACUGAAGAGCUACGCAGUUGCUUGCCAGGAAAAGGGAGUUGCUCUCUCUGACUGGAGGACCCUCACUGGUUGCUCUGAAUCUUGCCCUGAGAAUAGCCAUUAUGAAGCCUGUGGGUCUCCAUGUCCUGCUACCUGCAACGACCAAGCUGGGCCACAGAACUGUUCCUCGUGGUCCUGCGUGGAGACUUGCCAGUGUAAGGAGGGCUUUGUGUUGGAUGGUGGGAAAUGCAUUCCCAAGGCUGCCUGUGGGUGUGUGUUUGAGGGGAAGCCCAUCUCUCCUGGUGAGCAGUUCUGGGGAGACCACACGUGCACGAGUCUCUGCAUCUGUGAACCACAGAGCAAGCAAAUGAAAUGCCAGCCUGCCAGCUGCAAGGAUGGGGAACAGUGCAAGGUGGAGAAUGGCAUCCAGAACUGCUACCCAACCAGCUAUGCCACCUGCUCUGCUUCUGGCGACCCCCACUACAUUACCUUUGAUGGCCUGAGGUUUGACUUCCAGGGCACCUGCGUCUAUCAGUUCACCGGGCUAUGUGAGAAGCAGAAGGACCUGGUUGAUUUCCUGGUUCUUGUCCAAAAUGAGCAUCGAGGCAGCCAGUCCGUGUCCUUCACCCGACUUGUAGAGAUCAAGGUUUAUGGGACAUCCAUGGUGAUUAGCAGAGACAACCCUGCAAAAGUCAUGGUGAACGGCUUGCUGACCAACCUGCCGUACAGCAUCGGAAACAACAAAAUCUCCAUGUUCCGGGUAGGGCAAGAGGCAGUGAUCCAGACUGACUUCCAGCUGACAGUCACCUUUGACUGGGAAAGCCGGAUCACUGUGACUGUGCCCAACACUUAUGCUGGUGCCCUUUGUGGUCUCUGUGGCAACUUCAAUGGCAACAAGCAAGAUGAGAUGACCACGAAAGAUGGUAAAGUGGCUCCAAAUCCAUCAGCCUUUGGUCAGAGCUGGAAAGUGCAGGAGGUUCCAGGCUGCAGCGAAGGGAACCAGGGAGAAUGUCCUGCUCGGUUGGCCAUACAGAAACAGCAACGGCAACUCAGCAGGGAGUGUGGGCUCAUCCUAGCCGAGAGCGGCCCUUUCAGAGAGUGCCACAGCAAAGUGGAUCCAGAGGGAUACUUCCAAGAUUGCGUGACUGAUUACUGCUUCUUUGAAGGCCAACAAGCUGUGAUCUGCCAGCUCAUUGCCAGCUAUGCAGCAGCAUGCCAGGCAGCUGGGGCAACCCUCUAUCCUUGGAGAUCUGACACCUUUUGCCGUCCUUCAUGUGCUCCAAAUAGCCACUACGAGCUCUGUGCUAGAGGCUGUGCCCAGACCUGUGUCAGCAUUUAUGUUCCUGUCCCUUGUCCAGCUAAGUGCCAGGAAGACUGUGUGUGUGAUGAGGGCUUUUUGUUGAGCAGCAAUCGAUGUGUUCCUGAGUCCCAGUGUGGCUGUCUCCAUCAAGGCCACUACUACCUGGCAGGAGAGACUUUCUACCCAACAUGCCAAGAGCACUGUGUGUGCCAAGCUGGGGGGACUGUGAACUGUGCAGCAUUCUCCUGUGGACCGAAUGAGGAAUGUCGGUUGUCAGAUGGCAUCCAGAAAUGCCACCCUAUUGGCAAUGCCACCUGUUCUGCUGCUGGUGACCCUCACUAUCUUUCAUUCGACAGACUGGCAUUUGACUUCCAAGGCACCUGCACAUAUACUUUGACUAAGACCAACUCAAGUAACCAGAUCCUGAGAUCCUUUACUGUUAAUGUGGAAAAUGAGGCCUGGGGAAACAGGAAGGUCUCAGUUACAAAGAUGGUUUCUGUCACAGUCUACGGUAUUACACUUACGUUGCUGCAGAACAAACAGGGUCAAGUCAAGGUGAACGGUGUGAUCCACAUCCUCCCCAUAACUGUUGCUGCUGGGCAGAUCAGAGCCUAUCAGCAUGGCACUAAAGUCCUGAUACAAACUGACUUUGGUCUCAUUGUGAGCUACGACCUGGUUUACCAUGUGACAGUCACCGUCCCAAGCACUUACCAGGGCCAGACGCGUGGCCUGUGUGGGAACUACAAUGGACGGAAAGAUGAUGACUUCCUUCUCCCUGAUGGCAGGACAACCUCUGAUGUAGCUGCAUUUGGUGCUGCCUGGAAAGUUCCAGUCCCUGGGGCAGAUGGAUCUUGCUCAGAUGGAUGCUCUGGGAACAGCUGUCCAGUCUGUGAGGAAAAGAAAGCAGACAUUUUCAAACAGCGCAACUACUGUGGGAUCCUCACUGCAUCUGACGGUCCCUUCAGUGCUUGCCACAGCAAGGUGGACCCGAGUGUGUACUUCAGCAACUGCAUCUAUGACCUGUGCCUGGGCAACGGGGACAGCCAGGCCUUGUGUCAGAGUAUCCAGAGCUAUGUGUCUGCUUGCCAAGAAGCCAGGAUCCUUGUCCAGCCCUGGAGGAGUCUGUCCUUCUGUCCUCUGAGCUGCCCAGCCAACAGUCACUAUGAGAUCUGCACCACCCUCUGCUCCACCACUUGUGCCAAGAUCACAGACCCUGCACCAUGCCCAGAGACCUGCGCUGAGGGCUGCCAGUGUAAUGAUGGCUUCUUCUUUGAUGGCCUUGGCUGCGUUACUGCCCAAAACUGUGGGUGCUUAAAGAAUGGACGCUACUACAAGCCCAAUGAGAAGGUUCUGCUGAAUGGGUGCCAGGAGAGCUGCCUCUGCAUCCCAGGCAAGGGGGUAACUUGUGAGGUCCACAGUUGCGCCGCCGAUGAGAACUGCGAGAUCCGAGAUGGAGUCAUGGCUUGCAUAAAUAAGGAUCCAUGCAAAGCCCUGAAGUGCCGAGAAAAGGAAACAUGCAAGAUGGAGAAUGGCAAAGCCAAAUGUGUCCCUGACUUCACAGGAAACUGCUGGGCCUGGGGGGACCCACACUACCACACCUUUGACGAGCUGAAGUUUGAUUUCCAGGGCACCUGCUCUUACACUAUGGCCAAGUAUUGUGGGAAUGACACUGUUCUGGUGCCUUUCACUAUAGAUGAGAAGAAUGACAACAGGGGCAACCAGGCUGUGUCCUAUGUGCGUCUGGCCAACAUCUAUGUUUACGGGUACAAGAUCUCCAUCCACAAGCAGGAGAAUGGACGAAUCAGGCUAAAUGACAUCACUACCAGCCUGCCAUUGACUCUUGAGGAUGGCAAGAUCAAGCUGUACCAGAGUGGCUCCAGUGCUGUCCUGGAAACAGAUUUUGGCCUCCAAGUGACAUACGACUGGAAUUGGUACCUGGUGAUCACUCUCCCCAGCAGCUAUUAUGGGGCCACUUGUGGGCUGUGUGGAAACUUCAAUCAAAACCCCGGAGAUGACAUGACCUUUCUCAAUGGCACCAAGGCCCCCUCCAUCGUAAGCUGGGCCAGCAGCUGGAGAGUCAAGGACCGGGACCCCUUUUGCUGGGAUCAGUGCCGAGGGAAUUGCCCGACGUGUGACGAGAACAAGAGAGGACUGUACGGAAAUGAAGAGUACUGUGGGGUGGUCAGCAAAACCUCAGGGGGGCCCUUCAGAGAAUGCCACACCAAAGUGAAUCCAGAAGAGUUCUUUGAUAGCUGCAUCUAUGACGUGUGUCUCAAUGGAGGGGCCAAGAACAUCCUCUGCCAGGCCUUGGAGGCCUAUGCGAAAACCUGCAGGAAAGCUGGUGCCGUCAUAUAUGACUGGAGGACUGCAUCUGGCUGUGUCUUGCCGUGCCCUGAGAACAGCCAUUACGAGUUCUGUGGAAAUGCCUGCCCAGCCAGUUGCGCUGACCGCACGGCUCCCUCUGCCUGCAAAGAGCCAUGCGCUGAAACCUGCCAGUGCAAUGAUGGCCAUGUCCUCAGUGCCGACAAGUGCGUGCCCAUAGGCAGCUGUGGCUGCACCUACAAUGGUUUCUACUACAAACCCGGGGAGGAAUUCUGGGCCGAUGAGACCUGUGGUUCCCGCUGCAGGUGUGAUUCCACCCUGGGGAUAGUGGUGUGCAAACCAGCGGGCUGCAAAGUCAGUGAGAGGUGCACUGUGGUCAAUGGAAUCCGGGGCUGUCAUCCCAUCAGCUCUGCUACUUGCUCAGCAUCCGGGGACCCUCACUAUACCACCUUUGAUGGGAAGAAAUAUGACUUCAUGGGCACAUGCAUCUACCAGUUGGCUGGACUGUGCUCUGAUGACCCGACUCUGAGGCCUUUCACUGUCAAUGUGGAGAACAACAACCGAGGCAACAAAAGGGUGUCAUAUACCAAAGUGGUGACACUAGAGGUUUACAAUGUAACCAUCGUACUGAGCCAGGAGCAUCCACGUAAGAUCCAGGUUAACGAAGUCUUUGUGAACCUGCCUUUCUACCACGAAGACAAGAUAAAGGCUUAUAUCAGUGGGAGUGAGGGUUUGAUCAAGACUGAUUUUGACCUGACAGUAACCUUUGACUGGAAGAGCUACGUCAAACUCAUUGUACCUGGUACAUACGUCAAUGCUGUCUGUGGCCUCUGUGGCAAUUACAACUUGGACCCCAAGGAUGACUUGAUUAUGAAGGAUGGGAGACAAGCAUCCAGCAUAUCCCAAUUUGCAGAGAGCUGGAAGGUGGCAGAGGUCCCUGGUUGCUCAGAGGGUUGCACCGGCGAUUGCCCACCAUGUGGAGAGGCACAGAAGCAAACCUAUAAGGGUGACCAAUACUGUGGGAUCCUCAUCAAAAAGGAUGGGCCAUUCAGCAAAUGCCAUGAGAUCAUUGACCCAACACCCUACUUCAACGAUUGCGUCUUUGACGUCUGCCAGUAUCAUGGUCAGCAUGACACACUUUGCAAUGUCAUCACUGUUUAUGUGGCAGCCUGCCAGGCUCUCGAUGUUGAGAUUGAAGAAUGGAGAUCGGACUCUUUCUGCAGCCCUGCCUGCUCACUCAACUCUCAAUAUGAGCUCUGUGGAAAUGGCUGCCCUGCCACUUGCCUUGCCCUCUCUGCUCCGGAUUGGUGUGAGAUGUCCUGCAAAGAAGGAUGCUAUUGCAAUCCUGGGUUUGUCCUGAGUGGGGACCAGUGUGUCCCUGUUGGCAAUUGUGGCUGUGUGCACCAGGGCAAGUACUACAAGAAGGGAGAGGAUUUCUACCCUGGUUCAUUUUGUGAGGAGCGAUGCCACUGUACAGACAACGGAGUCGUCAAAUGCCAGAACAUCUCCUGUGGGGCUCAUGAGGAAUGCAGGGUGGAGGAUGGUAUCCAAGGCUGCCACCCUAGUGGGAAUGGCAAAUGCAGUUUGGCUGCAGGCUCCCACUACUUGACUUUUGAUGGACGGGCCUAUGACUUCCAUGGAACCUGCACUUACACUUUAGCUAAAGUCCAAGGUCAGGAUCCUCAGCUGGCAAACUUCUUGGUUUUGGUGGAGAAUGAAAGGUCCCUGACCAAGAUGGUUGUGGUCUCUUUUCAUGGAUACACUGCUGUCAUUGAGAAGGCAAUGAAGUGGAAGAUCAAGGUGGAUGGAGAACUCUACACUUUGCCAAUGAGGACAACCGAUGGGAAACUCUGGGCCAACCAGGAGGGCAACAAUAUCAUUGUCCAGUCUGACUUUGGUCUCAAAGUCCUUUCUGAUGCCUCCUCGUACGUCUUUGUGUCUGUCCCCAGCACCUAUCAAGGACAUGUCAACGGCCUAUGUGGCAAUUUCAAUAAUGACAGGACCGAUGACUUUACUCUACCCAGUGGGAAAAGCACCCAGAAUGUGGAUGAGUUUGGGGCCUCUUGGCAGUUUCCCAUUGAUGGUGUCAAUUGCUCCAAUGGUUGUGGGGAUCAAUGUCCCAUCUGUGAUGCCUCCAAGACAGAGCCGUACCAACCUGAGAGUUCCUGUGGAAUGAUUCAAGCUGAAUCAGGCCCAUUCAAAGACUGUCACUCCUUGGUGGACCCUGCUGAAUACUUCAACCACUGUCUGUAUGACAUGUGUGCAGCCAAUGGUGCAGGAGAAACUCUCUGUCAGAGCAUCCAGGCUUAUGUAGCUGCGUGCCAAGCUGCAGGAGUUACCAUUGGAGCCUGGAGAACAAACACCGUCUGCCCUCUCACCUGCCCUUGCAACAGCCACUACGAGUUGUGUACAAGGACCUGUGACUACACCUGCACCAGCUUAUCCACUCCAGGCCAAUGCACAAAAAAAUGCUUUGAAGGCUGCCAGUGUGAUGGUGGCUAUCUGUUUGAUGGUGAAAGAUGUGUGGCAAUGGAGAACUGUGGCUGUGUGCAUGAUGGGCGCUACAUCAAGGCUGGAGAGAAUAUAGUCUUAGAAGGUUGCUUGAAAAACUGCACCUGUCACUCAUCAGGCCAGCUGGUCUGUGAAGAAACCAUCUGCCAGGCAGGGGACAUUUGUGCCCUCCAUAACAGUGUGCGUGGUUGCAUAGGGCAGAAUGGCGAGUGCAUCAUCACCCCUGGGGCACGGUUGACUUCUUUUGAUGGUACCUCCGGGGAAAUCCUCUAUGAAGGCGUUUAUGAGGUGGCUUCCUUUUGCAAUGAAAAUGAUCCCUUUUGGUUCAGGAUUGUAGCAGCUGUCCAGGAAUGCAAUGAAUGGGAUUUGCCAGCUGUGUCAUCAAUACAUGUAUUUUUCCAAGGGAUGUUUAUCACUGUAAAAACAAACAAGGAGACAUGGGUCAAUGGGCGACUAGUGACACUCCCAACAAAGGCCUCUGAGGAUGUGUCUGUGAACCACUCUGAGGAUGGGAUUGUGAUUAGUUUGGCCUCUGAAGUAAAAGUUUUCCUCAAGCCCUGUGGGGAAGUGACAGUAGAAGUCAGUGACAGCCUGGCAGGGAAACUUUGUGCCUCCUGUGGGAACUUCAAUGGAAAUGGUGCCGAUGAUCUGAAGCUGCCUGAUGGGAAGUUGGCAGGAAACAUAGCUGAGGUCAUUGAUGCCUGGAAGGCCAAGGACUUCCCUGGCUGGUGGUACUACAGUUACAGUGGCACAGAAAGAUCCUCCAUGGCACAGAGUGCCAUGGCAAAGAGACUGCUGCUGCUUUGGACCUGGCUGGCACUCCUAUGCGGGUAUUGUGGAGCAAGUUCCCGUGGGAAGGAAUUUGUCACAGCCUUCCUGCAGAACUACUUGGCAAACCAUCCCAAUCCCAAGUUUGAGCUGUUUAUCACCGGAUAUCAUCCCGCAACCACCGUGACAAUCACAGUGAAGAAGCCUACAUUCCAGAAAACUGUUUCGGUCAAAGAGAAAGAGACAGUGUCAGUUGUGCUCCCAACCUCUCUGGAGAUGAUGGGGUCCAACAUCUUUGAUGGGGCUGUGCGGAUCCAAGCUGAUAAAGACGUCUCAGUCUUUUCCCUCAAUUACAAGCUUGCUACAAGUGGUGCCACGGCUGUGUACCCGGUUCAGCAGCUGGGUACACUGUAUUAUGUGGUAACCCCAAUGGGGGAUGGAUCAAGUCUUUUCAAGGAAUUUGCAGUUGUAGCCUAUCAAUUUCCCACUCGAGUCACUGUUCACUUGAAUGGGGCUGUGACAUUCAAAGGGCAGUCUUAUGCUGCAGGCAGCAGGUUUGUUGCUGACCUCAAAGCUUUCCAAGCAAUCCAGCUGCAAAGUCCCGAUGAUUUAUCUGGCACUAAGAUUGAAUCAGUUGCACCCGUGGCUGUUUUGAGUGGGCACAGCUGUGCUUGGAAAUUCUCAACUUGUGACCAUGUUGUUGAACAGCUCUUGCCUGUUUCUAGCUGGGGCACCACCUUCAUAGUUCCCCCACUGCCCUUCCAAACUAAAUAUGACAUUGUGUAUGUAGUUCCAUCUCAAAAUACUUUGAUCACAUACCAAUCUGGGCCCACUCAAAUCUCCCGUCGUGCAGUGGCUGGGCAAGUCAUCCAGUUUGAAAUGAAGCCCUCUCAGCCACUUUACUUCACUGCCUAUGCAGGGAUCCAGGUCCUUUUGUUCUUCACUGGUAGCAGCAACCAGUACGAUCCAUUCCUCAUCAAUGUUCCAGCCUUAGCAAGCUACUGCACAUCAUAUCACAUUGAUGGGAUAGGGGAGUUUGAUAAUUUUGCCGUCAUCAUAGCUAAAUCCUUAGAUUCCAGUGGGGUCAUGUUAAAGAAGAGACCCCUUGCAAACACCCAGUGGAGACCAAUUCCUGGGACAGAAUAUUCUUUUGCUGAAGUCAGCUUGGGCAAAGAACCCAGUGCCCUCUCUGUAGAACAUCCCAGCACUCCUUUUGGGCUCUUCAUCCUUGGAGGUUCACACCGGGAAGGCUAUGGCUCUGUGGCCCUUUGCUCUUGCCAAACACCAGUGCCUCUAUGCGGCUUGUUCCAGUGCAGGAAGAAGGAAAAAUGUGAGAUCAUAGAAGGCCUCCCAGUGUGUGUGGCAGAGUCUGAAGGCACCUGCUGGGCACAGGGAGAUCCUCAUUAUCUCACCUUCGACGGGAGGAAAUUUGACUUCAUGGGCACCUGUACCUACACAAUCGCCAUGACUUGCAUCCAGGAUGAGACUCUUCCUUUCUUCAGUGUUGAGGCCAAGAAUGAGAACAGGGGAAACACUCAUGUUUCUUAUGUCGGCUCUGUGACAGUCACAGUCUAUAACAUUAUCAUCUAUGUGGUCAGAAAUGAGAACGGAUUUGUGAGGGUGAACAAUCAACGGUUCCGGCUGCCCAUCUCCUUGAAUGAAGGGAAACUCCGUCUCUACCAGAGUGGGAGCUCUGUCUUCAUUGAGACCGAUUUCAGGUUGAGAGUCUCCUACGAUUGGGACAACUUUCUGGAGCUGAAGAUCUCCAGCAGCUUUUCAGAAAGUGUGUGUGGCCUUUGUGGCAACUACAAUGGAGACCCUGCUGAUGAUUUCAGCACCCCAGAAGGGUCAUUGGCUCCCAGCCCUGUGGAGUUUGGGAAGAGCUGGAAGGUGGAAGAUGGGGACAGGUUCUGCUGGGAUGACUGCCAUGGGGAAUGCAAAAGCUGCUCACCACAGCUGAUUGAGCAGUAUAAAGCUGAGCCAUUCUGCGGCUGGAUCAGCAAAAAAGGAGAUGGCCCUUUCAGCAAGUGCCAUUCAGUAAUUGACCAAAAUCCCUUUCUGGAAAGCUGUGUCUAUGACCUCUGCAUGAAUGAUGGCCUGAAGGAUCUGCUAUGUGAGGCACUGAAGAACUACGCAGUCACUUGCCAGGGAAAGGGAGUUGCUCUCUCUGACUGGAGGACCCCCACCGGCUGCUCUAAAUCCUGCCCUGAGAACAGCCAUUACGAGGCCUGUGGGUCUCCAUGUCCCACUACCUGCAACGACCAAGCUAGGCUCCAGAACUGUUCCUCGUGGUCCUGCGUGGAGACUUGCCAGUGUAAGGAGGGCUUUGUGUUGGAUGGUGGGAAAUGCAUUCCCAAGGCUGCCUGCGGGUGUGUGUUUGAAGGGAAGCCCUUCUCUCCUGGUGAGCAGUUUUGGGGAGACCGCACAUGCACGAGUCUCUGUAUCUGUGAUCUGCAGAGCAAGCAAAUGAAAUGCCAGCCUGCCAGCUGCAAGGAUGGGGAACAGUGCAAAGUGGAGAACGGCAUCCAGAACUGCUACCCAACCCAGAACCUGACUGACUACGCCACCUGCUCUGCUUUUGGUGACCCCCACUACAUUACCUUUGAUGGCCUGAAGUUUGAUUUCCAGGGCACCUGCGUCUAUCAGUUCACCGGGCUGUGUGAGAAGCGGAAGGACCUGGUUGAUUUCCUGGUUCUUGUCCAAAAUGACCAUCGAGGCAGCCCGGCCGUGUCCUUCACCCGGCUUGUAGAGAUCAAGGUUUAUGGGAUAUCUAUUGUGAUCAGCAGAGACAACCCUGCAAAAGUCAUGGUGAACGGCUUGCUGACCAACCUGCCAUACAGCAUCGGAAACAACAAAAUCUCCAUGUUCCGGGUAGGGCAAGAGGCAGUGAUCCAGACUGGCUUCCAGCUGACAGUCACCUUUGACUGGGAAAGCCGGAUCACUGUGACUGUGCCCAACACUUAUGCUGGUGCCCUUUGUGGUCUCUCUGGCAACUUCAAUGGCAACAAGCAAGAUGAGAUGACCAUGAAAGAUGGUAAAGUGGCUCCAAAUCCAUCAGCCUUCGGUCAGAGCUGGAAAGUGCAGGAGGUUCCAGGCUGCAGCGAAGGAAACCAGGGAGAGUGUCCUGCUCGGUUGGCCAUACAGAAACAGCAACGGCAACUCAGCAGGGAGUGCGGGCUCAUCCUAGCCAAGAGUGGCCCUUUCAGAGAGUGCCACAGCAAAGUGGAUCCAGAGGGAUACUUCCAAGAUUGCGUGACUGAUUACUGCUUCUUUGAAGGCCAACAAGUUGUGAUCUGCCAGCUCAUUGCCAGCUAUGCAGCAGCAUGCCAGGCAGCUGGGGCAACCCUCUAUCCUUGGAGAUCUGACACCUUUUGCCGUCUUUCUUGCACUCCAAAUAGCCACUACGAGCUCUGUGCUAGAGGCUGUGCCCAGACCUGUGUUCCAGGCCCUUGUCCAGCAAAGUGCCAGGAAGGCUGUGUGUGCAACGAGGGAUUUUUGCUGAGUGGUGAUCAAUGUGUUGCCAAGUCCCAGUGUGGCUGUCUUCAUCAAGGCCACUACUACCUUGCAGGAAAGACUUUCUACCCAACAUGCCAAGAGCGUUGCAUGUGCCAAGCUGGGGGGACUGUGAAAUGUGCAAGAUUCUCCUGUGGCCGCAAUGAGGAAUGUCGGUUGUCAGAUGGCAUCCAGAAAUGUUACCCUGUUGGCAGUGCCACCUGUUCUGCUGCUGGUGACCCUCACUAUCUUUCCUUUGACGGACUGGCCUUUGACUUCCAAGGCACCUGCACUUAUACCUUGGCUAAGGCCCGCACCAAGAGACCCUUUACUGUUAAUGUGGAAAAUGAGCCCUGGGGAAAUGGGGCUGUCUCUGUUACCAAGAUGGUCUCUGUCGCAGUCUAUGGCAUUACACUCACAUUAGUGCAGAGUAAGCAGGGUCAAGUGCAGAUGAAUGGCCUGAUCUACACCCUCCCAGUAACUAUUUCUGAUGGGCGGAUCAGAGCCUAUCAGCAUGGCACUAAAGUCCUGAUACAAACUGACUUUGGUCUCAUUGUGAGCUACGACCUGGUUUACCAUGUGACGGUCACCAUCCCAAGCACUUACCAGGGCCAGACGCGUGGCCUGUGUGGGAACUACAAUGGACGGAAGGAUGAUGACUUCCUGCUCCCUGAUGGCAGGACAACCUCUGAUGCAGCUGCAUUUGGCGCUGCCUGGAAGGUCCGUAACCCUCGGGCAGUUGGAUCUUGCUCAGAUGGAUGCUCUGGGAACAGCUGUCCAGUCUGUGAGGAAAAGAAAAAGGAUGUUUUCAAGCAGCGCAACUACUGUGGGAUCCUCACUGCGUCUGACGGCCCCUUCAGUGCUUGCCACAGCACAGUGGACCCCAAUGUGUACUUCAGCAACUGCAUGUAUGACUUGUGCUUGGGCAAUGGGGACAGCCGGGCCUUGUGUCAGAAUAUCCAGAGCUACGCGUCUGUCUGUCAAGAGGCCGGGGUCUCUGUCAAGCCCUGGAGGAGUCCAUCCUUCUGUCCUCUGAGCUGUCCAGCCAACAGUCACUAUGAGAUCUGCACCACCCUCUGCUCCACCACUUGUGCCAAGAUCACAGACCCUGCACCAUGCCCAGAGACCUGUGCUGAGGGUUGCCAGUGUAAUGAUGGCUUCUUCUUUGAUGGCCUUGGCUGCGUUACUGCCCAAAACUGUGGGUGCUUAAAGAAUGGACGCUACUACAAGCCCAAUGAGAAGGUUCUGCUCACAGCAUGCCAGGAGAGCUGCCUCUGCACCCCAGGCAAGGGGGUAAUUUGUGAGGCCCACAGUUGCGCCGCCGAUGAGAACUGCGAGAUCCGAGAUGGAGUCAUGGCUUGCAUAAAUAAGGAUCCAUGUAAAGCUUUGAAGUGCCGAGAAAAGGAAACGUGCAAGCUGGAGAAUGGCAAAGCCAAAUGUGUCCCGGACUUCAUAGGAAACUGCUGGGCCUGGGGGGACCCACACUACCACACCUUUGACGAGCUGAAGUUUGAUUUCCAGGGCACCUGCUCUUACGCUAUGGCCACGUAUUGUGGGAAUGAUGAUACUCUGGUGCCUUUCACUAUAGAUGAGAAGAAUGACAACAGGGGCAACCAGGCUGUGUCCUAUGUGCGUCUGGCCAACAUCUAUGUCUACGGGUACAAGAUCUCCAUCCACAAGCAGGAGAAUGGAAGAAUCAGGCUAAAUGACAUCACUAUCAGCCUGCCAUUGACUCUUGAGGAUGGCAAAAUCAAGCUGUACCAGAGUGGCUCCAGUGCUGUCCUGCAGACAGAUUUCGGCCUCCAAGUGACGUACGACUGGAACUGGCACCUGGUGAUCACUCUCCCCAGCAGUUAUUAUGGGGCCACUUGUGGGCUGUGUGGAAACUUCAAUCAAAACCCCGGAGAUGACAUGACCUUUCUCAAUGGCACCAAGGCCCCCUCCAUCGUAAGCUGGGCCAGCAGCUGGAGAGUCAAGGACCGGGACCCCUUUUGCUGGGAUCAAUGCCGAGGGAAUUGCCCGACGUGCGACGAGAACAAGAGAGGACUGUACGGAAAUGAAGAGUACUGUGGGGUGGUCAGCAAAACCUCAGGGGGGCCCUUCAGAAAAUGCCACGCCAAAGUGAAUCCAGAAGAGUUCUUUGAUAGCUGCAUCUAUGACGUGUGUCUCAAUGGAGGGGCCAAGAACAUCCUCUGCCAGGCCUUGGAGGCCUAUGCGAAAACCUGCAGGAAAGCUGGUGCCGUCAUAUAUGACUGGAGGACUGCAUCUGGCUGUGCCUUGCCGUGCCCUGAGAACAGCCAUUACGAGUUCUGUGGAAAUGCCUGCCCAGCCAGUUGCGCUGACCGCACGGCUCCCUCUGCCUGCAAAGAGCCAUGCGUUGAAACCUGCCAGUGCAACGAUGGCCAUGUCCUCAGUGCUGACAAGUGUGUGCCCAUAGGCAGCUGUGGCUGCACCUACAAUGGUUUCUACUACAAACCCGGGGAGGAAUUCUGGGCCGAUGAGACCUGUGGUUCCCGCUGCAUGUGUGAUUCCACCCUGGGGAUAGUGGUGUGCAAACCAGCGGGCUGCAAAGUCAGUGAGAGGUGCACUGUGGUCAAUGGAAUCCAGGGCUGUCAUCCCAUUGGCUCUGCUACUUGCUCAGCAUCCGGGGACCCUCACUAUAUCACCUUUGAUGGGAAGAAAUAUGACUUCAUGGGCACAUGUGUCUACCAGUUGGCUGGUGUGUGCUCUGAUGACCCGACUCUGAGGCCUUUCACUGUCAAUGUGGAGAACAACAACCGAGGCAACAAAGAGGUGUCCUACACCAAAGUGGUGACACUGGAGGUCUACGAUGUUACCAUUGUGCUAAGCCAGGAGCAUCCGCGUAAGAUCCAGGUUAAUGAAGUCUUUGUGAACCUGCCUUUCUACCAUGAAGACAAGAUAAAGGCUUUUAUCAGCGGAAAUGAGGGUUUGAUGAAGACUGACUUUGGCCUGACAGUAACCUUUGACUGGAACAGCUACGUCAAAGUAACUGUACCCAGUACAUACGCCAAUGCAGUCUGUGGCCUCUGUGGCAACAACAACUUGGACCCCAAGGAUGACUUGAUAAUGAAGGACGGGAGACAAGCAUCCAGCAUAUCCCAAUUUGCAGAGAGCUGGAAGGUGGCAGAGGUCCCUGGUUGCUCAAAGGGUUGCACCACCGAUUGUCCACCAUGUGACGAGGCACAGAAGCAAACCUAUAAGGGUGACCAAUACUGUGGAAUCCUCAUUAAAAAGGAUGGGCCGUUCAGGCCAUGCCAUGAGAGCAUUGACCCAACACCCUACUUCAACGAUUGCAUCUUUGACGUCUGCCAGUACCGUGGUCUGCAUGUCACUCUCUGCAAUGCCAUCAGCAUUUACGUGGCAGCCUGCCAGGCUCUGGAGGCUGAGAUUGAACAAUGGAGAUUGGGCUCUUUCUGCAGCCCUGCCUGCUCACUCAACUCUCAAUAUGAGCUCUGUGGAAAUGGCUGCCCUGCCACUUGCCGUGGCCUCUCCGCUCCGGAUUGGUGUGAGAUGUCCUGCAAAGAAGGAUGCUAUUGCAAUCCUGGGUUUGUUCUGAGUGGGGACCAGUGUGUCCCUGUUGGCAAUUGUGGCUGUGUGCACCAGGGCAAGUACUACAAGAAGGGAGAGGAUUUCUACCCUGGUUCAGCUUGUGAGGACCGAUGCUCCUGUACAGACAACGGAGUCGUCAAAUGCCAGAAAAUCUCUUGUGGGCCCAACGAGGAAUGCAAGCUGAAGGAUGGCAUCCAAGGCUGCCACCCUGUCGGGAGUGGCAAAUGCAGUUUGGCUGCAGGCUCCCACUACUUGACUUUUGAUGGACGGGCCUAUAACUUCCAUGGAACCUGCAGUUACACUUUAGCUAAAGGCCAAGGUCAGGAUCCUCAGCUGGCAAACUUCUUGGUUUUGGUGGAGAACGAAAGGUCCCUGACCAAGAUGGUUGUGGUCUCUUUUCAUGGAUACACUGCUGUCAUUGAGAGGGCCAUGAAGUGGAAGAUCAAGUUGGAUGGAGAGCUCUACACUCUGCCAAUGAGGACAACUGAUGGGAAACUCUCGGCCAACCAGGAGGGCAACAGUAUAAUUGUCCAGUCUGACUUUGGUCUCCAAGUCCUUUUUGAUGCCUCCUCGUACGUCUUUGUGUCUGUCCCCAGCACCUAUCAAGGACAUGUCAACGGCCUAUGUGGCAAUUUCAAUAAUGACAGGACUGAUGACUUUACUCUACCCAGUGGGAAAAGCACCCAGAAUGUGGAUGAAUUUGGGGCCUCUUGGAAAGUUCCCACUGAUGGUGCCAGUUGCUCCAAUGGUUGUGGGGAUCAAUGUCCCAUUUGUGAUGCCGCCAAGACAGCGCCGUACCGACCUGAGAGUUCCUGUGGAAUGAUCCAAGCCAAAUCAGGCCCAUUCAAAGACUGUCAUUCUUUGGUGGGCCCUGCUGAAUACUUCAACCACUGUCUGUAUGACAUGUGUGCAGCCAAUGGUGCAGGAGAAACCCUCUGUCAGAGCAUCCAGACUUAUGUAGCUGCGUGCCAAGCUGCAGGAGUUACCAUUGGAGCUUGGAGAACAAACACGUUCUGUCCUCUCGCCUGCCCCUCCAACAGCCACUACGAGUUGUGUACAAGGACCUGUGACUACACCUGCACCAGCUUAUCCACUCCAGGCCAAUGCACAAAAAAAUGCUUUGAAGGCUGCCAGUGUGACAGCGACUAUCUGUUUGAUGGUGGGAGAUGUGUGGCAAUGGAGAACUGUGGCUGCAUGCAUGACGGGCGCUACAUCACAGCUAGAGAGAAUAUUGUCUUAGGAGGCUGCUUGAAACAGUGCACCUGUCGUCCAUCAGGCCAGCUGGUCUGUGCGGAAACCAGCUGCCAGGAAGGGGAGGUUUGCACCCUCCAGAAUGGUGUGCGUGGUUGCAUGAGGCAGAACGGCGAGUGCAUCCUCACCCCUGGAGCACGCUUGACCUCCUUUGAUGGUGCCUCCGGGAAAAUUCCAAACAAAGGGGCUUACGAAGUCACUUCCUUGUGCAAUGAAAAUGACCCCUUUUGGUUCAGGAUUGUAGCAGUUGUCCAGGAACACAAGGACUGGGAUCUGCCAGCUGUGGCAAUGGUACAUGCAUAUUUCCAAGGGAUGUUUGCCAUCACUGUAAACACAAACAAGGAGACACGGGUUAAUGGGCGCCGAAUCACACUCCCAGCAAAGAUCUCUGAACAUGUGUCUAUGAGCGUCUCUGAGGAUGGGGUUGUGAUUAAUUUCACCUCUGAAUUAAAAGUUAUCCUCGGACCCCGUGGGGAAAUGAAGGUGGAUGUCAGCAAAAGCCUGGCAGGAAAACUCUGUGCCUCCUGUGGAAACUUCAAUGGAAAUGCUGCUGAUGACCUGAAGCUACGCGAUGGGAAGGUAGCAGGGAGCAUGACUGAGGUCAUUGAUGCCUGGAAAGCCACGGACUUUCCUGGCAGUGAGAAGUAAAAGCCUUUUGACCAAAGUGGACCCCUACUUCUGCUGCUUCACCAUUGGAGGCAACUCUUCGCAUCUGAGCUCUGGAGCAAACGUCUGUGUCAAGUAUCCCCUGGCUUUACAUUUUUAUGUUAUUUGAUCUGCUAUCAAGGUUGCUCUGACUGCCAAAUAAAAUGAUGACACUUU
Molecule: messenger RNA, 18123 nt
Organism: Rhineura floridana
Lineage: Eukaryota; Metazoa; Chordata; Lepidosauria; Squamata; Rhineuridae
Product: IgGFc-binding protein-like
Exons: 40
Coding region: 1-17949 (5982 amino acids)
Molecular function (GO): protein binding
Source: RefSeq, a predicted model, not a curated record